Molecule: messenger RNA, 1210 nt
Organism: Paramecium pentaurelia
Lineage: Eukaryota; Ciliophora; Oligohymenophorea; Peniculida; Parameciidae
Source: the annotation of a GenBank genome assembly
AUGAGGUUGGACUAGAUUUGUUUGUCUUAAUAUCUUUAGAACUACUGCCAAACUAAGGUUAAUUGUGGUGAUAAUUUAAUUUUAUGUGAAUCCUAUACUUAAUUCUAAAGGUAAUCUUAUACUUAAUUCAAAUGGUUUGCUAAUUAAACAAAAAAGAUUGCACAGAAUUAGUUGUUAAUUGUGAGUCAAUUACCAUUACAGAAUAAUGUGUAUAUGGCAGUGACAUAAACUAAUGGAGUUAAAACAUUUUUUUGGGAUAAAACUAAUACCAACUACAACGAAAAACAUAUGUAAAUUCACCUAAGAAGGUUAUGCUGCUUAGUUUUAUUAGUGACAGGUGAUGAUGUGCCUAAUAAUGAUUAGGCAGUAGGGUUGAAAGAUAAAGAGAAAAAUUCACUUUGUGUAGUUGGUAGAAUAUGUAAAUUGCUUUUGAAAUCCUGCAACUUUAAAAUUUUUUGAUAGAAAUUUUUGAGUUAAUAUAGAUUAAGUAAAUGUAUUCAGUUGGAAAUUUCUAGCAGUGGAUCAUGUGCUACUAGAAAAUAAUGCAGUCAUUUCUGCAACUGCUUCUGAUUUUUCAAUCAAUUCUUUUAUUGAACAAUAAUUAUACAGGAAGUAAUGGCAAGACUAAGGCAUGUAAAACUACAGUGUUACUGACCAUACAAAUGGAAAAUUUGUGAUUAUAUUGUCCCUACUUAUAUAACUAAAUCAGCUUAUUUUGUUAGUCGAGCAUGCAAUAGAACACAACAAGAUUACACUUUUUAAAGUUCAUUCUUAAAAUGCUACAGCCCAACUAGCAAUAUUCAUUACUAUGGAAAGAACACAUUAUGAAAUAUUGCAAGUAAAUAUUAAUUAAAUCAUUAUUAUGUAAAGUAAAGCAUAGGUAUUUGUAUAGGAAGUUGGUGAAUAUUUAAAUGGGAAGAGAAAAGGGAAUUGGAUAUAUAUUUCCAAUAAUAAAAAAAGUGUUCAUUUUUAUGAAUUUUAUAAUAAGGAUGGAUAAUACAAUCAGUAAGGUUAAAGAGUUGCUAAAUGGACAUAUUUAAAUGAUGAUUUUAAUAAAAUAUCUCAAGUUGCUUUUGAUGGUGAAUAUAAAAAUGGUAAAAAAGGUGUUUAAUUGGAUAUUUCGAAUAAAGAUUAUUGUUAUAAUAAACUUAGAUAAAUGUAAAUACUUUAAAAAUAUUAUAUCUAAAUUUAACGGUUGUGGCUUAUAUGA